Messenger RNA from Heterostelium album PN500, 1308 nucleotides. It is a transcript of the gene argJ, whose product is annotated as bifunctional ornithine acetyltransferase/N-acetylglutamate synthase. Lineage: Eukaryota; Evosea; Eumycetozoa; Acytosteliales; Acytosteliaceae. Bases 1 to 1308 code for a protein of 435 amino acids. Gene Ontology annotation, biological process: L-ornithine biosynthetic process; L-arginine biosynthetic process. The transcript is spliced from 4 exons. Gene Ontology annotation, molecular function: L-glutamate N-acetyltransferase activity, acting on acetyl-CoA as donor; L-glutamate N-acetyltransferase activity, acting on acetyl-L-ornithine as donor. The record is from RefSeq and is a predicted model, not a curated record.
AUGUAUAAGUCAAUCACUACCUUACUUAAACAACAACCUCAGUCUAUCCUUAGAAACUAUUCAACAGACAAGUUUCCAAGAGGAUUCAAGACUGGUACUGCUGCAUGUGGACUAAAGAAAACAGGUAAUAAGGAUAUUUGUAUUAUUCACUCGAGUGCACCAUGUAACGUUGCAGCGGUGUUCACCGAGAACAAAGUGAAAGCUGCACCAGUCUUGCUUAGCAAACAACUCCUCGAAACCAACAACUACAAGGGUUUCAACUCAUUGGUUAUCAACAGUGGUGGUGCCAAUGCAUGUACCGGUGAACAAGGUUUGAAAAACGCCAAAACAAUGUCCAACUUGACUUCAUCGCUAUUGAAAGCACCACAAGCUUCACUCGUCAUGUCUACAGGUAUCAUCGGUCAACAACUCGAUAUGUCAAAAGUUGAAAAAGGUAUUGCCGAUGCCGUAACCACUCUAAAUGAAUCAGAUUGGAUUUCCGCUGCAAGAGCAAUUAUGACAACAGAUAAAGUACCAAAAUUAGCACAAAAGAGUGUCAGUUUGAAUGGUGGUGAAGUACAUAUCGUCGGUAUUUGUAAGGGUGCCGGAAUGAUUCAUCCAAAUAUGGCUACGAUGUUGUGUACUGUCUGUACGGAUGCAUCGAUCAGUGAGGAUUGUCUUCGUGCUCUCUUGAAACACUCGGUUCACUACUCAUUCAAUUCGAUCAAUGUAGACGGUGACAUGUCGACCAAUGACACCGUGGCGAUAUUCGCCAAUGGUUCCGCCGGCAACAAACACAUCACCGAUACAACAUCGUCGGAUUUCCUCCAGCUCCAGGAGGCGGUGCGUGAAGUAACCACUCGUCUCGCACAGAUGAUCGUUCGUGACGCCGAGGGUGCAUCAAAGUUUGUCACCAUCAAAAUUCACGGUGCCGACACCGAGCAGAACGGACACAUCGUUGCCAACAGCAUUUCGACAUCGUCGUUGGUCAAGAGUGCGUUGUACGGUGAGGAUGCCAAUUGGGGUCGUGUGUUGGCUGCCGUCGGAUACAGUGGUGUCGACAUCGAUCCACUCAAGGUGUGCAUGUGGUUCGCCAAGGGCGACGGAAAGGAUGUCGGAUUGGGCAAGAAGAACGAUCCAGAGACUUCAAUGCAAUUCCUCGAGAAAGGAACACCACUCGCCAAAGAUGAAAACAAAGCUGCUCAAUUGCUGAGCAACAACGACGUUGCUAUCGUCGUCGAACUUGGAAUGGGUAAAGCAUCGUCCACCAUGUGGACUUGUGAUUUAACUGAGGAAUACGUUAGAGCCAACUCUCAUUACAGAACAUAA